CACCGCGACGGUCUUGCUCGCCGCACUGAUCGCCGCCUCUCCAUCCCCUGUCUAUCCUUAUUUCUCAAUACCGUGUACAUUCCGUGUACCCAUAAUGUCUCGUCACAGAUUUGUACGCAAUAUCAACGUUCAAGAGGAACUCGAGGAUGACUACGCAUCGGAUGGCGGGGAGGCCGAUAUGGACCCUGAAGAAUAUGAACAAAUGAUGGAGGGGCUGGAACGUGUCAGGAUAACACUUGGAUCCCCAGAGCAGUCUGGUCUAUCAGACCAGGAGAUCAAGGAUACCUGUACUACUACCAGUAUGACGUUGUCAAAAGCGUCGACUAUCUAAUGGAGGAGCAGGAGAGGAAGAAGGUUACUCAAGAGCGCAAAGACCCGGCAGAGAAACCUUUGCCGCCUGUUCCUCAAGACGAUGAGCCUGAAGGCCUGGACUAUCAACCUGUCUACCCUGGCUUUGUUCCUCCCUCCAUGUCUGGUAGAUCAAACAUCCCGCUCAUUCGGUUGGCACAAAUGCAACCCGAAGACGAAGACGUUGAUUACUCUGAGCCCUCUGAUGGUUUUCACCACACCACUCUGAGUGUCAUCGAGGAGAAGACAGAGCGGUCCGAGUCUGAGGCUAGUCUUACACCGCGUCCUAGGGCCCCCGCUCUACCGCGUGUCUCCUAUGCGACCUCAAUGACAUCAACCAUAGACUACGGACAAGUGAUUGCCCGCAGCGAGAAGAAAUCCAAACUGUCGUCACUCGCGAGUUCGAGGUCGAGCAUGCGGUCGAGCGCGAGCAGUGUUAGCUCAAGGACGUACACGUCGGAAGACGGCGACGAGUCUCUUGUGACUUAUCCUGGCCUCAGGCCCUCUGCCGCAUCCAUGAUGUCGUUCGCUAACGAGGCUGAUGACGCAUCUACCGUCACUGGAUCGUCGUCCAUGUCGUCUCAUGUGCGUCGGGCCAUAGCGACUGCAUUGGAACUGGAAGCUGUCGAUGAAGCUGCUGGCGACGCCACAACUCGAACUGGUCAGGGUGCGCCACAGGCUCCGGAGCCCGUUAUCGAGCGAGCCAGUCCUGCUCCCACUCGCAUAGAGUUACCUUCACCGCCACCUGCCCAUCCACCAAAGCUCUCGCGUCGAGUAUCUCCAGCGGCCACGGCGACGCGCGAAUUGAGCCUGGUCCAGCCCACAUCCCCUCCAAUCAGGGAUACCCAAUCUCCUGUGUCGUUACAUCCCACUGGCAAGCAGCCUUCGAAGCUUGCCAUGCUAGCCCAAGCCAAGGCUGCACAACAGCAGGGGCCAUGGAUGCCAAAGCCGAAGAAGACGUCUGCUGUGCCAUCUAACACGCCAUUGGUGUUGAACAAAACCCAUACCGAAUAUAUGCAGCCCAUAGCGAAUGGUGCUACUGCAACGACGGCCAUCACGACUUCUUAUCAGACACUCAGCAGCCUCAUGUCACAAGAUCGGUCCGCAUUGCCGCCUUCAAUACCACAAGUUGCGCGGACACCCGAUAUGUUGUCACCGCGAACCAGUGGUGCAAAGGAGGCAAAACCGUCCAAGCUCGCAAUGAAGAGCAAGGCAGCGCAGCGAAGGGCUGAACGUGAGCCUGAGCCCGUUCUUGAAGAACCACAGAUUACACCGCUAUCGCCGCUGUUCUCGCCACAAGCCAUUCGUUCCCGUGCGUCGCCCUCAGCCUUCGCUUCCGUUCUCGUCGAUGAAACCGCUCUGAUGACCCUUCAAGACACCGACGACAAGCAGACGGGUCGCAGGGAGAGAUCAUCAAGCGAGUCGCGAAGCGGUUCCUCCAAACAUGGCUCGACUCACAGCAGGUCGGAGAAGUCAAAGCGUUCGAGCAAGCACGACAGCCUGCUUCCCCCAGCCCCGGAGUUGGCGGCCCUUCGUGGCUUCUCCUUUGACGUGCCCAGCCCAGAUGACGUCGUAUUCAACGCUAGACGGGGGACAUCGCUCGCGCCACGCUCCAUUUCCGCUGCCAAAGAGCGCGAGAAGGCAGCCAAGUUGGCGCAGCCUAAGAAGGAUGCGACAUCGGCAAAGGCGACCAAGAAAACUGCUUCCAAAGAGACCCCACUGUCUAGACACGCAAGCGGCCAAGCCCAGAUGGACAUUUCUGGUCUUAACCUCGCGCUCAAAGACGAGCCGAUCGUGGAAGAAGAACCGCCUAAGGUUGCCAUUGCUUUCGACAAGCUCCUCGAACAGGUGAGGGCAGAGCUCCAGGCUCAGGAGCAUGGCGAGAAGCGUGGAUUGAGUCUUGUUGUGAUCGGUCAUGUCGACGCUGGGAAGUCUACUCUUAUGGGGAGACUGCUAUAUGAGUUGGGACGCAUGGACGAGAAGAAGCGAGUCGCCAAUGAGCGCGGCAGCAGUAAGAUCGGGAAAGGCAGCUUCAGUUGGGCUUGGGAACUUGACGGCACAAUUGAGGAGCGCGAACGUGGUAUCACCAUGGACAUCGCUACACAAUCAUUGAGCACACCGCACAGGGACAUCACGAUUCUGGACGCACCGGGUCACAAGGACUUCAUACCUAAUAUGAUCUCUGGUGCUUCACAAGCGGAUUCGGCCCUUCUCGUUGUGGAUGCCGCGACAGGCGAAUUCGAGGCUGGGUUCCAGAGAGGCGGCCAGACACGCGAGCAUCUGCUACUUGUACGGAGCUUGGGCGUGAGUCAGGUCAUCGUUGCUGUCAACAAAUUAGAUCAGGUGCAAUGGGACAACAUCCGCUAUGAGGUCAUAUGCGAUGCCCUUAAACGUUCCUUGUUCAGUCAGGUUUCCAUCCUUCCAAGACCAAGCCCUGAGGCUCAAGCCCUUUCGAAGUGGUACACCGGUCUCACAUUAACAGACCUUUUAGAUGCACUGGAACCCCCGUCGCGUAAUGUUACUGCACCCCUUCGCUUCCCUAUCUCCAACGUCUUCAGAGAACAAGGCGCUGGGCUCGGAGUUGCUGUGGUGAAGUCGAUCAUGAGCGACGACAAGAGCCUGCCGUGGGCCAUCGACGGCGCGAACGUCAUCGUCUACCUAACAUCCGUCGACCCUGCCCACUUGGCCAUCGGGAGCGUUCUCUGCCGACCUUCGGACGUCAUCCCGCUCUCCAGCUCGUUCACGGCGAGGGUCAUCAUCUUCGACAUCGACAUUCCUAUCACCGUCGGCGCAUCGGUCGAGCUCUACCACCACUCGCACGACGUCCCCGCGUCCAUCUCGAAACUGCUCGCUACACUCGACAGAGCCGCAGGCACAGUCGUCAAGAAGAACCCUCGCGUUUUGACGAAGGGCGCGUCUGCGGAGGUGCAGAUCUCACUGCGUCCCAGCGGCACGUCCGGCCCUUCUGCGAAGGCGCAGCCCAUCCCGAUAGAGCCGUUCUCUGUGAACAAAGACAUGGGCAGAAUACUAAUUCGCCGCGGUGGAGAAACCAUCGGAGCAGGCAUUGUCCUGGAGCUCAAUCAAUAAAUGACAAUGGGAAACCGCAGAUACACGAAAGCAGGAUCAUGUACGAUUGCACAGCAGAGGCAGAGGCAUAAUGAACGAUCUAUAUGUAGCGAACUUACAAACGGCCCAUGAUAUGAUGUAUUUCUGUUUCUUCCAAGCUCGCGAAACAUGGCGUCCGCUCUCAACUC
Molecule: messenger RNA, 3602 nt
Organism: Fomitopsis serialis
Lineage: Eukaryota; Fungi; Basidiomycota; Agaricomycetes; Polyporales; Fomitopsidaceae
Exons: 17
Coding region: 331-3435 (1034 amino acids)
Biological process (GO): translation
Molecular function (GO): GTPase activity; GTP binding
Source: RefSeq, a predicted model, not a curated record